This is a messenger RNA of Crotalus tigris (Tiger rattlesnake), 910 nucleotides long. Its product is annotated as antigen peptide transporter 2-like. The annotation marks the transcript as partial. Gene Ontology annotation, molecular function: ATP binding; MHC protein binding; ABC-type oligopeptide transporter activity. Gene Ontology annotation, biological process: antigen processing and presentation of endogenous peptide antigen via MHC class I; transmembrane transport. The record is from RefSeq and is a predicted model, not a curated record. The transcript is spliced from 4 exons. Lineage: Eukaryota; Metazoa; Chordata; Lepidosauria; Squamata; Viperidae. Gene Ontology annotation, cellular component: TAP complex; endoplasmic reticulum membrane.
CUCAAACCGAAAGCGCAAGCAACUUGUUGGGGGAUUUUUCGGCUCUGUGCUGUGAGUUUUGUGUACAAGAGAGGGAAAACCCAGCCCGGCACGGCUGAAGCGAGGCAUCGGAUCCAGAAGGAUCAAAAGCCCGGCAUGGAAGGACUUUCCUGGCCGCUGCUGGAAGAGCCCAUCAGAAAGAUGCUGGUCCCUGUCGUGUUUCAGGCAAUUCCCCUGAUUCUCUGCGACCGAAUCCUGCUCUCCUUGCUGAAUGGAUGGAGCCCCUCCCUGGUCCCACUGGGGGUCUCAGCAGCUUGGCUGGAGGCCGCUCUCCGACUGCUGGUUCUCUUAGGGGUCAGGGGUCUGUUCUCCAUGGGUCGAACCUCCCCAGUGUCCUUCUCCACGGUGGCUGCAGUCAGCAUCGUGCCCCCUUUGUACCUGUUGGUGGGACACUGGCUUGGGGACCCUCCCCUCCUGGUCUCUUCGGCCGCGUGGUCUUGGUGGCUGGCAAUCUACGGGGCGGUGGGCUUCUCCCAGCUCCUCUGGGGGAUCCUGGCAGAAGGGCGAAGCCCAAAGGAGUCCCGGAAAGAAGACAAGGCCACCCUUUGGAAGAUGCUCCAUCUUUUCCGUCCAGACAAGCUGUAUCUCACUGGCGCUUUCUUGGUCCUCGUCCUGGCGGUGAUUGGUGAAACAUUCCUGCCCUAUUACAUCGGGCGUUUGAUUGACAUCCUGGGCACCAAAUACGAUGCAGAAGCCUUUUCCACAGCCAUCUCUCUACUCUUCCUGAUCUCAUUUGCAAGCUCCGUGUUUGCCAGCUGUCGUGGGGGACUCUUCAUGUUCACGAUCUCACGGAUGGUUAUCCGGACUUGCAACUUACUCUUCUCUUCUCUGGUGUGGCAAGACCUGGCUUUUUUCCAGGAGGUGAAAACAG